Molecule: messenger RNA, 2461 nt
Organism: Mauremys reevesii (Reeves's turtle)
Lineage: Eukaryota; Metazoa; Chordata; Testudines; Geoemydidae
Gene: SLC66A3
Product: solute carrier family 66 member 3
Exons: 7
Coding region: 24-626 (200 amino acids)
Source: RefSeq, a predicted model, not a curated record
GGGACCGAGCGCGACGCGGCGCGAUGGAGGCGCUGCUGGGCCUGGCCAACUGGAGCACGCUGCUCGUGUGCAUGGUGAUCAAGCUGCCGCAGCUGGUGGCCGUGCUGGCUGCCCGCUCCGCGCGCGGCGUCAGCCUGGAGAGCCUGGUGCUGGAGCUGAGCGGUUUCCUUGUGUUUCUAAGAUACCAGAGUUACUACAGUUACCCCCUAGAGACUUAUCUGGAGUACCCCAUCCUAAUUGCACAAGAUGUCAUUCUCCUGCUCUUUGUUCUGCAUUACAGUGGCAACAUGAAGCAAGCUUUGCCUUACAUAGUCAUAUUUGUGGGAGGAUGGUACUUCCUAACUCUGCAGAAAUGGAUAAUAGACCUGGCCAUGAAUUUGUGUACGUUAAUCAGUGCAGCAAGUAAAUUUGCUCAGCUGCGGUGUCUGUGGCAGACAAGAGAUUCCGGACAAGUGAGUGCCCUGACCUGGAGUAUGUCUGCAUACACAUGUGCAACAAGAAUAGUUACAACUGUAAUGACCACAAAUGAUCUUAUGGUUCUAGUCCGUUUCAUAAUCAUGCUGGUUCUUAAUAUAUGGGUCACAGCCACAAUAUUGCGUUACCGGAAGACUGAAAAGACUGAUUAGAUGACAGCUUCUCUCCAGCUGCAACAUAUGUCAAACACUUUGGACCAAAAAAUACAGUAGAACCUGAACAAGAAACCUCCAUGUCCAGGCAGCCUUCUGUAUGCCACCUGCCUCAUAUUAUCCCUUAAAAGAUUAAGUACAACAUUGCUUAUGUUUUAUUACAAUUACUACUACUUAACAAAGCAUAUUUUAUUAGAAGUCAAUUUUAUUGGUCAUUUAAGACAGGUUUCAGUGGUACCUGAUAUUUUCUCUGGGCUUUUUUCUUCUUCUUCUUCCAUAUUUUGUACUAUGUAGAUUCCUCUGGUUUUUAUUCCUGGCGGAAUUCUGUGCCUAAAAAUUCUGUGCACAAUAUUUUAAAAUUCUGCAUAUUUUAUUUGUUAAAACAACAUUAUAUAAUCACGCCGGUUUCAAUUAUUUUGGUAAUUUAUUUCAAAAUACCUGUCAGCAACUAUGUCGGUACCAAUACAGAUGACAAAAAAGAUUCCCCCAGGAGUAGAGAGUUAAAAAACCCCUAUGACAACCCAGUUUCUGUUUCUCUGCCCCCUCCACCCCUGAGCCCAGCCACAGGGCCAGACACCCCACACAACUCCCCCCAGCCCAGACAUCUGCACUCCUCCCCACCAGAGCCCAGUGGGGGCACCCACCAGCCCAGACACCAUACCCCCCACCCCCAAGAGCCAGAAACCCACACCGCCUCCCCACCAGGGCCAGGGCACCACCCUGGUCCAGACACCUGCACUCCCUAUCCCCCCAGGGCCCAGCUGCAGGGCCAGACACGCACGCCCCAGACACUCACAUCUCUCCCCCCAGAGUCCAGUCGCAGGGCCCCCAAUCCAGACACCCACACUCCCUACCCUCCAGAGAUCCAGAGGGAGAAACAGCUUGAUGCUGGGUUCCAGACUCAUACAAGAAACUCCAUACACCACCUCCUUCCUUCAGGGCUUGCUGGGAACUGCAGCUGCUGAGAACCCUCCAGCUCCAUUCCCGUCCCCCCGGCAGUGGCUUAAUGAAAGUGCAAGAUAACUAAGGACCACCCAUCCUGGGCUUAAAUUCUGAGUCCAACCCUGGGUUCUCCCCCAGCUCAGGAUUAGUCCCUUGACCCUUCCUCCCCACCAAACUCAAAGAGUCAGCAAGCAAACUUACUUCCACUGCUCUCCUGGCCCAGAGCUUUCCCAGCUCCUUGACUGGAACACUGGCCUGUCUGGAUUUACCUUCUCGCUUGGCUCAAACUCAGUGGGUAAUUUUUUUCUGUUGCUCUCUGGCCCUGAGCUUUUUCCAGCUCUCUUCCAUCAUCAGCUCUUCACUACUGCUUCCUUGGGGAACUGCAGCAGCUCACUCUCACUGUAGGGACCUUCUACCAGAUCCCAGCUGCCCCUUAUUGUCUCCUUUUCCAAACUUCUGCCAGACCCAUUUUAUAGACCAGGUGUCUCCUCUCCAGUCCCAUUAGAAGGCAGUUAUCCAGGCACAGGUGGAUUAGGCCUGCUCCUUUUUAAAGGGCCAGUACUCCAGCUCAAGGAGCCCGCUACAGUCUUAGCGAACAUACAGCUCAGGCACUAGAGGCUUCUGCUUUAAGAUCCCAAUGAUGCCAGGUUCGAUCUCCACUGCUGAUGACUCACCUCGGUGCAGGACAUUACACCACCAUAGGCAAACUGUCUCUCAUAUGGGCUCACCUACUUUCUAAUAGAAUCUGACGUAACUCCUUCUGUUAUGUGGUUCUGCAAGUUUUCUGGGUUGUAAGAUGCAAAUGAUGUACUUGAGGUUUUACUUUUACAUUCCACUCAUAACGUGCUUUGGAGCAAAAUAUCAGGUUUAUUAAAAGAGAGAUGUUUGCGUAA